AUGUCGUCGAUAACUCGGGUCCCCAGCUCUCUUUCUGGUGCUAAUUUCAACCAGUUAAUGGACGCCGAGAAAGCGUGCGCAGCUGAAGGAUCUCAUUUGGCCUCGGCUUACGACAUUAACCAGAAUGCCUUCCUAUGGAUCCUUGGACAGGAUGAUCCAAUUGUACAUCCUUGGAUUGGAUUGAAUAACAGGAAAGUACAAAGCACUUACGAGUGGUCGGACAACUGGCCCGUGACCUACACGAAUUGGGGAGAGGCCCAACCGCAGGUCAACGUGACUGACAAAAACUGCGUCAUGCUCGAUUCAGACGAUGGCCAUUGGUACAACGAAAGGUGUGAAGAACUAAAGCCGUUUUUGUGCAAACAUUCGGAAGACGAGGCUCCAUCCCCAGGUCCCCCGAUAACAGGUCACUGCCCAGACGAUACUUGGACCUCCUUACCUGGUCCUUAUUGUUACUUGGUCGUCAAGGACCAGAAGGACUGGAAUGAUGCUCAUUCGCACUGUAUGUUUUUGGACUCCAACCUAACAUCCAUUCACUCUGAUGACGAGAACGCCCUUUUGAAACACACCAUCCAGGGUGAAAAGGUUAACAUAUGGCUUGGCCUCAUACAAAAAUCAUCUGGUCUAGGCUGGUCUGACGGAACGCCCUUCGAUUACCAGAACUGGGCGGAGGGGGAGCCUAGUUGGGACUACGAGCAGUGCACUGAAUUCUACCACGAGGACGGGAAGUGGAAUGACCUGGCCUGCAGCAGUUACCGGUCUUUCAUCUGCAGAGCUGUGAAGAUACCUGAUAAGGAGCCGACAAAUCCUACAGUGCCACCCCUUCCUCCAACUGAUAGUCCAUCGACAGGAGGUGGACUCAGUGGCGGCGCAAUAUUCGGAAUCGUCUUCGCUGUCAUGUUCGCUUUCGUUGCCGUUGGCUUCGUCGGAAUGACUUUGCUCAAAAGGAAAAAUACGAACGCUCCAGUGUUAAGUACGGGUCGAAGCGGAGGAGUAGUUAAUCUUUCCCACAUCAGCGACGAAAAGGAAUCAUCUGUGGCGUACAUCACUCACAGAGAUGUAACUGAUGCAUAGGCCUCAAGUCAGUCACAUAUACAUAUUACAUACAUGCAUAUGUGUGCAUAAUGUAUUAUAAAUUAAUGAAGUUAGGGCAUCUGUCAUCUUGAUCCGAGACCUUCAAGUUGUGUGAAUAAUACUAGUUCGCUUUA
This is a messenger RNA of Macrobrachium nipponense, 1208 nucleotides long. Its product is annotated as macrophage mannose receptor 1-like. Gene Ontology annotation, molecular function: signaling receptor activity. The record is from RefSeq and is a predicted model, not a curated record. Lineage: Eukaryota; Metazoa; Arthropoda; Malacostraca; Decapoda; Palaemonidae. The coding region runs from base 1 to 1074 and encodes 357 amino acids. The transcript has 9 exons.